Perca fluviatilis (European perch) is the source of this 4650-nucleotide messenger RNA. RefSeq names its product ATPase phospholipid transporting 8B4 (gene atp8b4). Gene Ontology annotation, molecular function: ATP binding; magnesium ion binding; ATPase-coupled intramembrane lipid carrier activity. The transcript has 28 exons. The record is from RefSeq and is a predicted model, not a curated record. Lineage: Eukaryota; Metazoa; Chordata; Actinopteri; Perciformes; Percidae. Gene Ontology annotation, cellular component: plasma membrane. Gene Ontology annotation, biological process: phospholipid translocation; Golgi organization. Bases 363 to 3932 code for a protein of 1189 amino acids.
ACACACACGCACAUCCCGGUGAAGCCUCCAUGUCGUAGCUCUCGGUGUGUGAUCAUCAGUUGGUGAUUUCUCUUCAGUCUCUUUCUUUUUCUCGGAAUAUCGUGAUUGCUUAUUGUUUCCUGCCUGCUCCAUUUCCACACACCGUCUGCUGUCUUCUUCUCACCACAGCUGAACAGGCUUUGUUUCGUUAUUAAGACGAGUGUAUCCCUCUCUGGUGAUUUUUUUUUUAAUUAAGGAGGAGGAUAACAGCGUUUAAAUCUGCGGAAUGUAUAAAUGAAAUAAAUGACAGGAUACAUGGAGACAACACAAGACUGCGCUUGUCACAAACUUGUUCAAGGGAAACCAGGGGGUCUCUGGAAAAGAUGGCAUUCUGGAGAAAAAAUACUCACAUUGAGAAGGAACGCCAUGUUAAAGCCAACGCGCAGGACUACAAUGACAAGUUCUCUUAUGCAGACAAUCACAUCAAAACCUCAAAGUACAAUGUCCUCACCUUCCUGCCCAUGAACUUGUUUGAACAGUUCCAGAGGGUGGCAAACGCUUACUUCUUAGUGCUGUUGAUACUGCAGUUAAUUCCAGAAAUUUCUUCUCUGUCCUGGUUCACAACCAUCGUGCCUUUGGUGUUGGUGCUGGUAAUCACGGCUGUCAAGGACGCCACAGAUGAUUAUUUCAGACAUAAAAGCGACCAGCAAGUCAACAACCGCCAGUCUCAGGUUCUCAUCAGGGGAAGUAUGCAGAGUGAGAAGUGGAUGAACAUUCGAGUGGGAGAUAUCAUCAAAAUAGAGAAUAAUCAGUUUGUUGCUGCAGACAUCCUCCUCCUCUGUAGUAGUGAGCCCUAUGGACUGUGCUAUAUUGAGACUGCAGAGCUAGAUGGAGAGACGAAUCUGAAAGUUCGUCAGUCUUUGACCGUCACCUCAGAUAUGGGAGAUAUUGCAAAGCUGAUGGACUUUGAUGGUGAAGUCAUUUGUGAGCCACCAAACAACAAGCUGGAUCGAUUCACAGGCACUUUAUACUGGAGAGACAAUAAAUACCCUCUGGAUAAUGAGAAAAUGCUGCUGCGAGGCUGUGUACUCAGAAACACUGAGUGGUGCUUUGGGAUGGUCAUCUUUGCUGGUUUGCAAACCAAACUCAUGCAGAACUGUGGAGGGACUCAAUUUAAAAGAACAAGUAUCGAUAAACUGAUGAACACUUUGGUUUUGUGGAUCUUUGCCUUCCUCAUUUGUAUGGGAGUUAUUUUGGCCAUUGGAAACACUAUUUGGGAGAGCUGGAUUGGCAGAAACUUCCAGGUGUUUUUGCCGUGGAAUACGUUUCAGAGCAGUGCAGUUUUCUCUGGCUUCCUAACCUUCUGGUCCUACAUCAUCAUACUCAACACUGUUGUGCCCAUCUCACUCUAUGUCAGUGUGGAGGUUCUGCGGCUCGGCCACAGUUACUUCAUUAACUGGGACCGGAGGAUGUACUGCAGUCAGACGGACACUGCGGCGGAAGCUCGCACCACCACCCUGAAUGAGGAGCUGGGUCAGGUGGAGUUCAUCUUCUCUGACAAGACGGGCACCCUCACCCAGAACAUCAUGGUCUUCAGCAAGUGCUCCAUUAAUGGACAGACGUACGGUGAUGUCUACGAUGAAUUUAAGCAGAGGGUUGAAAUUACAGAAAAAACAGCCUGUGUGGACUUUUCCUUCAACGCUCUCUGUGACAGAAGGUUUAAGUUUUAUGAUGGCAGCCUGGUUGAAGCCAUUAAACUGGAGGAUCCUGCAGCUCAGGAGUUCUUUAGACUGCUGGCUUUGUGCCACACUGUCAUGUCAGAGGAGAAGAGUGAAGGAAAUUUGGUGUACCAGGCCCAAUCACCUGACGAGGGAGCCCUGGUCACUGCGGCGCGAAACUUUGGGUUUGUCUUCCGGUCCCGAACCCCCGAGACCAUCACACUGUGUGAGAUGGGACGAGCCGUCACAUACCAGCUGCUGGCCAUACUGGACUUCAACAACGUGCGCAAGAGAAUGAGUGUCAUUGUAAGAAACCCACAGGGCCAGAUUAAACUAUACUCCAAAGGAGCUGACUCUAUUAUCUUUGAGCGUCUGGAUCCAUCCAGUGAAGACCUCAUGCACACUACCUCAGAACAUCUCAGUGAAUUUGCUGGAGAAGGGCUUCGAACAUUAGCUCUGGCCUACAAAGAUCUUGAUGAAGAUUAUUUUGACGUUUGGAAGAAAAAGCUUCUGUUCGCCAGCACUGUAAUUGAGAACCGUGAGAGUCAGCUGGAUGUUCUCUACGAGGAGAUCGAGCAGGGCUUGAAGCUUCUAGGAGCCACAGCGAUCGAGGACAAACUUCAGGAGGGAGUCCCAGAAACAAUCACCUGUCUAAAUCUAGCUGACAUAAAGAUCUGGGUCCUCACAGGAGACAAACUAGAGACAGCAAUGAACAUCGGCUACUCCUGCAACAUGCUGCGAGACAACAUGAAUGAGGUUUUUGUUAUCUCUGGCCACACACUGCUGGAGGUGCAGCAGCAGCUUAGGAGUGCUAAAGAGCACAUUCUCGGCCUGAGUCGAGUUGGCAGUGCAGGAGAUGUUGAGAAGGCAGAUAUGUUUUCAGACGACUCUGUGUUUGAAGAAAGCAUCAUUGCAGAGUAUGCCUUAGUCAUCAAUGGACACAGUUUGGUUCAUGCUCUGGAACCACAGCUGGAGCACGUCUUCUUGGACUUGGCCUGUUUGUGUAAAACAGUCAUCUGCUGCCGGGUUACUCCGAUGCAGAAAGCCCAGGUGGUGGAGCUGGUGAAGAGGCACAAGAGGGCCAUCACUCUUGCCAUUGGAGAUGGAGCUAAUGAUGUCAGCAUGAUCAAGACUGCUCACAUCGGUGUCGGCAUCAGCGGUCAGGAGGGGAUGCAGGCGGUUCUGGCAUCAGAUUACUCUUUUGCUCAGUUUCGGUACCUGCGGCGGCUCCUGCUGGUGCACGGACGCUGGUCCUACUUCCGCAUGUGUAAUUUCCUGUGCUAUUUCUUCUACAAGAACUUUGCCUUCACGCUGGUACACUUCUGGUACGGCUUCUUCUGUGGUUUCUCAGCUCAGACUGUGUAUGACCAGUGGUUCAUUACCCUCUUUAAUAUAGUCUAUACAUCUUUACCAGUCCUGGCGAUGGGACUUUUUGAUCAGGAUGUCAAUGACCAGAACAGCCUUCGCUACCCAAGCCUUUACAAACCUGGCCAGCAAAACCUUCUCUUCAACAAACGCCAGUUUUUCCUGUGCACACUGCAGGGGAUUGGCACAUCAUUCCUGCUUUUUUUUAUUCCCUACGGAGCCUUCACUGUCAUUGUGAAAGAGGAUGGCUCCCACUUUUCUGACCAACAAUCAUUUGCUGUUACCAUAGCAACAUCCUUGGUCAUCGUUGUAAGUGUUCAGAUUGGACUUGACACGCACUACUGGACAGCUGUCAAUCACUUGUUCAUAUGGGGGAGCCUGACAGUGUACUUUGCCACAUUAUUUGCAAUGCAAAGUAAUGGCAUAUUUGGAAUCUUUCCAAGUAAUUUCCCGUUCAUAGGCACGGCACGUAACUGUCUAUCAGAGAAGAGUGUGUGGUUGGUCAUUCUGCUCACCGCUGUGGUGUGUGUUGUACCCGGCUUAGCAGUCAGCUUCCUGAGAGUAGACCUCUUUCCAACUCUAACAGAUAAGGUUCGUCAUCUCCAACAGUCAAGGAAGAGACAAGGACCUCAGGAGCAGAGCCUGAGGCGAGUACGCAGGACGAGCUCCCGCCGCUCUGCGUAUGCCUUCUCCCACCAACAAGGCUACGGCGAGCUGAUUACCUCAGGCAAAAACAUGAGGAUGAGCACAGUUUCUUCUGCUCGCUCCCCUGAAAGAACACCACAAAGCUCCACCUGGAUAGAAAAUAUUUUACAGAAAAAGAACGAAGUCUCUGAUGAAAUCACAGCUCAAACAGCAGCAGCACACUGACUGAACUCGACCUCUGACUAACAGAUAGUGUAUUCACUACAGGAUCCCAUAUGCAUGGUUCUCACAGACCAAGCACAAGUUUGGGUGUCCUUUGGGGGCAAAGUUAUGUUCAAAUCCAACUACACAGGCUUACCUCAUUUUUCUUUAUUAGUGUGGAUCAUGUGGUCUCUGUUUAUGUUAAAGGUCAAUCAAAACAUGAUUAUCUAGAGGAACCAUUUACAAAAAAAGGCCAGCUGGUUAGAAGAUUAUAAUGGACAACUUUUUAAUCUUCAUCAUGUAAGGUGUUAUUUAUAUUUUAGAACAUUAUGCAUUAGUUGCCAAAAUUAAAGAAAUAUGUGUCCUCCUGUUUUAACUGAUCCAAUUUGAUCUGGUUGGUGCAUUUAUUCGAUAUCAUUUUAAUGACAUGUCCUAUUUUGAUUAAUAAAGAAAGGUUGUGACAUUUCAGCCUUUAGCUGUCACAAACAUAAUAAAUGACAAAAAUAAAGUUUGCCCCGAGCACCAGUACAAAAAGUUUAUUAAUAAUAAACGUCCGUCUAUUAGCCUAUGCACUAAAAAUCUCCUCUCAACCAUCCAAAGUGCUAAACUACAAAUGUUUCUGUAAAUACUGAUGUAAAGCUGCUGAAUAUGAUAAGCACAACUUCAUUAUUGAUUUAAAGGUCCCAUGGCAUGACAAUUUCACUUCAUGAGGUUUUUUAACAUUAAUAUGAGUUCCCCCAGC